UCCACGCCCCUACUUUUUUUAAAGGUAUCUGUGACCAACAUAUGCAUAUCUGUAUUCCCAGUUGUGAAAUCCAUAGAUUAGGGCCUAAUGAAUUUAUUUAAAUUGACAGAUUUCCUUAUAUGAACUGUAACUCAUUAAAAUCUUUGAAAUUGUUGUGUUUUAUAUUUUUGUUCAGUGUAUAAUUCAGACAAUGUUCUGUGUCCUCAGACUGUGAGACUUUUCGUGCACGUCACCCGGUGACGACGUACGAGCACUACCGUGAACUGGUAGGGCGAGUGGCGGCUGGAGAAGAGAAGGUCCUCAUAGCUGAGAAACCCCUUAUCUUAGCCAUGACAUCAGGUACAUCUGGGGCCAGCGCCAUGCUACUGAGCACCAAGGACACCAACACAGAGUUCUUCCUACAGGUCAGUCAGUGGAAAUUCUCCCUAUUAGCCCCAAAAACUAUUUUCCUUAGCUACCAUUACUUGUUGGCAUAUGUAGCGGUGAAGUCAAAGCUUUCAGCUAUCCAAUUCUAAAUACUGUGCUUACACGAAGGGAGGAUGACCAUUUAUUUUGGUCAUGGCUAUGUGUGUGUUUGCGUGUUUGUGUGUGUGUGUGUGUGUGUUCUUGACACUCUCUCUGUCUGUGUGUGUCCCUCCACCCCAGGGCGUGGCUGUGUGUCUGGAUGCCAUGCGGCGUGCCUUCCCGGCUAGCGACAGCCUCCAGCGCACCACCAAGCUCUUCUACUCACCCACCUUUCGCCAGUCAGAGGCAGGCAUCCCCAUUGGGCCUAACUCCUCCACCCCGGCUUCGUCGCGCCACAUGCUCAACCUAUACACCACACCCGCACCCGCCUUCCAGGUAAGGUUGGCACCAGGGUUGUGUUCAUAAGGGCACACUGUAGCAAAAUGUUUUGCAACGGAAAUGAAAUGUCUUAUUGGAGUUCAUAUAGUAUGUCUUUUCCGUUUUCUUCGGUUUGAUUUCCAAUAAACAAGACACAGUAUAGAAUAGAAUAGUGCGUUUUUGUCAAUUUUGUGAGACAUGAAAAUGUGCCUUCUGUGUUUGCCUUGGCUUUCUGGACAUCCCCAACGUACGCAUGCCUGGAGUGGCACAGGGUCAGCCACCGCACUGGAGUCAGUGCCUUUCUCAAGGACAUAACGGCGGAAGAAACAGAAUGCUGUUGUCACAGAAAACAUAUUUUUCAAAUUGGAAAGUGUAAAUAUACUACUACGAUAAACUACUACUAUAAUUGUGGUGCCAACCUCCCAUCCAGGUGCCCAGUGAGAGAGACACCCUCUACCUGCAUCUCCUCUUUGCCCUCAAAGACCCAAGUGUGGGCACCCUGGAGUCCAACUUCGCCUCUACUGUCUUUUAUGCCUUCAGUGCCCUCCAGGUAGCUAGAGAUAAACACACACACACACACACACACCAGGAUUGGGAAAGAUGGUUUACUAUAUUGUGUAUAUACUGUAUAGUUAUACUCUUAUGUAAAGAGUACAUAGGAUAACCCUCCAUUGCAGCGCUCUUAUUACUGUGUAAUUAUUUAUAUUUGACGAUGCUAUCUUCUAACCUCUCCCCUCCCCCAGGAGCGUUGGCAGGAACUGGUGGAGGACAUCGAGCUGGGUCGGGUCAGCCCCGCUCUGGCCCUGGAGCCAGGGGUGAGGGCCAGCCUGGAGGGCCAGAUGAAGCCAGACCCGGAGCGAGCCGCCCAGCUCCGGGCCCACUUCCAGCAGGGCUUCAUGGGCAUCGCGCGGCGCCUCUGGCCCCAGCUCAACCUGGUGCUGGCUGUGGACUCUGGGUCUAAUCAGAUCUAUGGGGAGAUGCUGCGGGAGCGCUACUGCCAGGGGGUUCCCUUCUACUCCCCCUUCUACGCCGCCACAGAGGGUCAGUGCACAGGAAACUCAUCACCUUGUGACAGCAAGAGUAUAAAGGCAAUGUAACAGUGGCCCUGUCUGUGUGUCUGUCUCUUACAGUGCGUGUGUGUGCAUGCGUGUGCAGUAGUUGGUAGAAGCCAAAAUGUAUAGCAAAGACCAUAACAUAAUCAGUGCUUGAUUUAGACUAAAAUAGGUGCUGGUACUCAUUUUGAGUGCCUUAUACUGUUUAUAUUUAGGUGCAGGAACUCCAAAAUACCUUUGAGCUAAUCGGCUAAAGAGGUGCAGGGGCUCAAGCAGUAGUAAAUCUGAGGUGCCAGUACUCAGCUCCGGUGAGCACCAACCCAAGUCAAGCACUGAACAUAAUUUAGACGGUACUACACGUGUGUAUCUGUGUCUCUUUUAUUUGUCUCUCUGUGUUCCUGCACUCUUACGUUAUAUCUCUGUGUUAACAUCCCUGUGCCCCUGCAGGUCUGAUCGGGGUGAACCUGUGGCCUGAGGAGGAGCAGCGGAGGAGGUACUUGCUGUGUCCUCGCUCCAUGUUCUGUGAGUUCCUCCCAGAGGCCAGUUUGGACCAGGAGAUGCCAGAGAAACACACACUGCUCAUGGGGGAAGUGCAGCAGGGACACAGCUACGAGCUGGUCGUCACCAACGCAUCCGGACUCUUCAGGUAAAACAUAAUCGUACUUUAAAACAUGCUAAUAUCAGGUAUUUUGACUUCCAUUGGUUUUUGGUUGCAAAAAUCGUUACGUUUUAUGCAGAAUCAAAGUAACUUCAAACCAAGUUACUGAGCAAAGUCACAAUCCCUUUCAGAGACUUUAGGAUGAUUUGGGCAUGAGAUUUCAAACUUGCUAUUAUUGUGUACAUUGACUUCCAUUGGUUUUUGGUUGGAAAAUGCUAAAAAGUUAGCAAAAAAUGGCAGUGGCUAAGUGUAAAAAAACCAACGUGUGGAUUGCACUCUGUCCUUGUCCAUAGACUGAUUACAAGGUAGGGAAACAAAUGUUACAUUUUGUAAUUUGAGUGAACUAUCCCUAUAACUGAAGCUCCUGCUUUUGUUAACCAAGUACUGCAUUUGUGUUGGCUGAUAUGUGAUUUGACAGGGAUCUCUCUUUUUUUGUCUCAUAGAUAUUGUAUGGGAGAUGUUGUAAAAGUGGUUGGCUUCCACAAUCAGUGUCCAGUUGUAGAAUUUCAAUACAGGUACGGUACUGCAUCCGGUGUGUACCUUUUCUGUACGUACGUGGGUGUGUGAGAAUACCUGUGUGCUGAUGGGUAUAGAUGCUAAGGGGAAGGUAUUUGUGUGUGUGUGAGACAGUUCUAAAGUACUCUGUGUGUGCUCGUGUGUGUGCGUUUAUAUGCAUGACCUGUGUGUGUAGGCGGGGUCAGAUGCUGAGUGUGCGGGGGGAGAAGGUGUCUGAGGUGAUGUUUCUGGGGGCUCUGAAGCGAGCCAUCAGCCAGUGGCCCGGAGCUCAGCUAGUUGACUACUGCUGCGCAGAGAGUGCCAUAAUGGGUAAGAUGGCUCUCUACUUGCUUUUGUUGUAGUGCCAAUUGGUGUAGGGUGAAGUUGUUCCUAGACGCUGAUCUUGGGUAAGUAUUGUUUUUCCCCCACUAAUGGUUAGUUAGUAUUGGGGGAGGGGAAGCUGAUCCUAGAUCUGUACCUAGGGGAAUCUUCACCCCCGAGUGAUGCAAUUCGGCUUUUGGCUGCCAUGUAUACAAAAUACAACUAAACUGGUUUUAUGGAAGCGUAUGAUUGGAAGUUCCCUCAGAGGGAUUAGACUAAUGAAAAUAUGGCAUAUUGUAUGUGGGCUCCAGAUUGAUUUGUGCAAUGGUUGAUCACCAUGUAUCUGUUGCAGGAGAGUCAUGUGGAGGUUCUGAUCCUCACUAUCAAGUGUUUGUGGAGCUAAAGGGGGUGAGGAACCUGACAGAGGAGCAACGCUACAAGGUAGGGAAUCGUUUCUGUUCAGUUUCACUUGUUUCAUUUCAAUACCUGUCAACAUGAGUUUGAGUUUUAUUCUUUCUGUUUUAUACCAAUGCCUGGAGAACUUGUUCCAUAACUUGUUUUGGUUGUGGAUGAAUGAUUGUGUGAUUAUGAUGGAAAAUAAUAUAUUGCUCCUGAAAUCCCUCCUAUUUUGCCUCUUCUCUUUCUCUUUCUCACUCUCUAACUCCCUCUCUUUCACACAAACACACACACUCUAAAAUACCAUCUCGCUUGCUUGCACACACAUACAAACAAAACAAAAAUACACACACACACACACACACCCUGCACCUGUUCACCAGUUGGACCAGUGUGUCCAGGAGGACUCGGCCGUCUACAAGUCGUUCCGGUUCAAAGGCAGCAUCGGACCAAUGAGAGUGCAGAUGGUGGCAGAGGGCGCAUUCAAGGAACUGCGUAAACAAAUGAUGGCCUUCUCCAACACCUCGGCCAACACGUUCAAAAUGCACCGCGUACUACGCAGAAAGGAGUACGCCGACUUCUUGUUAGGGAAGACCAUCUCC
Coregonus sp. 'balchen' is the source of this 4346-nucleotide messenger RNA. The record is from the annotation of a GenBank genome assembly. NCBI's taxonomy places the organism in Eukaryota, Metazoa, Chordata, Actinopteri, Salmoniformes, Salmonidae.